AUGAGGGGAUCCUCACUGUUUGGGCCUGCGACGGCCGGCUUCGCAGCAGGCCUCCGCCUCUCGCCCUUUCUCCUUUCUAGUCUCGCAUCGGCGUUGACUUUUCAAUCCGUGUCUGAACCGGAUUUGGACCUCUCGCCAUUGGGCCAUAUUGCGCUCACCGGAGACUUCGACGCAGUUACCUUCUACCAAUACACCGCGCAGACUAACACAUCGACCGGCGACAAUGACGCGCAAACGCUCCUGACUCCUCUCCCCAACGGAAUCCUUACGACCUUGUCGACAUCCAAUGCGGACAUUCGCGCGAUGUGCCCGUUCACGCAAAAGGAUGGAACGUUCUCGGGAAUCUUUGUGGGGGGCAACUUUACGAGCUUGGGCGGCGUCGAAACAGAGGGUGUCGCAUUAUAUCAUCCAUCUACGAAUCAAGUCAAGUCGUUACCCGGCCUUUCAGGAUCCGUCUCCGCCUUGCUGUGCGAUCAGGAAACCAAUAGUGUAUAUGUUGGAGGAAAUUUCACCUACUAUAAUACCUCAAACGCCGUGGCUUGGGUAGGCACGGAAGGCUGGUCUAAUCUGACUUUUGGUGGGUUCAAUGGCCCCGUUGCGUCGAUUCUGAAGGAUGGCGAUGGUCACAUUGUCUUUGGUGGCUCUUUCGACGGUAUUGGCAACUCGACGUCAAGCAAGAAAGGCGAACAGGUUAUCAACCUUCAGAAUGCUACGAUCACUUCCGACGCGGAUUCUUCGACCAGUGGUUUCGUCGAUCCCCGCAAUAUCAUUUGUCAAUCAAGUGGCGAGGACGGCACGGGGAAGACAUGGCUAUUGGAGGAUUAUUCGCCUGGUUACUGGCGCGUCGAUAUGCAAUUUCAGUAUACGCCUACCAAGCUGAGGCUGUAUAACACACAUUAUGAGGGAAGAGGCACGAAAUCCUUCUUGUUCAGACGCUUGCCCGACAACGGAAUUAUGAACUUGACGUACACGGAUCCCGAUACUGGCAAUCCUGUUUAUUGCGAUCAGAGCUGCUCACUUUCGGACAACGCAACUGAGAAAUAUCGAGAAUUCACGUUUGUCAAUCACGCAGCAAUGAGUGGUUUUGAGAUCGAGAUUCUGGGAUGGUAUGGCAAGGGUGCUGGCUUGAAUGGCAUUGAACUCCUUGAAGACAAUAUCUUUGCUUAUGCAAUCGACGCUUUUAACGAGCCGACAUGCGCCAAUUCCAGCUAUCCAUCUAAAUCCACCCGUACCGGGUCCUGGUCUGCGACAGCGUCCGGUCAAAGUUCUUCGGCCUAUUUGACGGCCCAGGUCACCAACUCAAAUACGACUGAUGCUUCAGUUGUGUUCGAGCCUGACGUCAAACACUCAGGCAAUUACUCCAUCAAAUUGUUUACUCCUGGGUGUGAUCAAGAUGAUACUUGCGAUUCCCGUGGUAUUGUCAACGUGACGGUCACUGCCACAAGCGAUUCGUCAGAACCUGUUCAAACUCUUAUCUACCAGACAAAUGAAUACGAAAAAUAUGAUACAAUCUACACUGGCCAUGUGGACGCAAGCGAUAGCUCGUUUCGUCCCCGUGUGAAGCUCACCCCUGUGGCAAAUCAAGGCGAUGUCACUAUAGUGGCAUCUCGAGUUCAAUUUGUCGCAAUCUCCGUGUCAGGCAUCUCGGACGAUCAACUAAACGGAUUGUACGAAUACGACCCGACUACCAAGCAGAGCACGAACGUUUCCGAGUCGGUUAUUGACCAAGCAGGUCUUGUUCUGGACUCGGAAGCAUCAAUCACGAGUUUGGCCAACCAUGGCAGUAUUAUUUACGUCGGAGGAAACUUUUCGAACUCCUACAUCAACAAUAUCAUGUACAUCGAACAGGACGGAAACGCGACGGCAAUGCCCAAGGGCGGUUUGAAUUCCGGAGUCAACACCAUGACGGUGCUAAACGAUUUCCUCUACGUUGGCGGAAACUUUACGGAUACGUCAGAUGGGGGAAAUGACGGCCUGAGCCAUGUGGCGGCCUAUUCUUUCGAUACGAAAACAUGGUCUGCCCUUGGAGGGGGCGUCAAUGGUAGAGUUGACAGCGUCAUUGCUCUUUCGCUGAACAUUUCUGCCGACCUGAACGAAACUAUUGUUGGCGUCAGCGGUGAUUUCGAUCAAUUGCUUGGCUUUGAGCAGACGUCUUCAACCAAUGUUUCUGGUUUUGCUGUGUGGGUUCCAUCACGCAAGAAUUGGUUGCCGAAUCUAAAUGUCAGCCAGCUGGAGUUUGCUGGCCAACUGUCCGCUUACGCCAAGGUCGACAACACCACGAUUCUUGCGGGUAGCCUUUCCAGUGGUGGCAUUGCUGCUGCAGGUGCUGUAGCCUUGCUCUAUGACAAAGAUCUCGGCCUGGAAGCUCUGCUGACCGAUCACAACACAAAUGGCGAAACUUAUACGGGAAUCUUCGACACAGGCUCUAGUCGAAAUCGCACUAUUUUGGGAGGUCACUUCUCCACUAACGCUACUAACGGAUCCGUGAUUGAGAACUUUGCGAUUCUUGACGGCCGUGAUGGCAGCAUCAAGGGUCUCGGAUUAGGUGUCGACAGUAACUCUACCUUCUUGACCUUCGCAAUCUCCGACGACGUCCUCUAUGCGGGUGGCAAUAUCACUGGGAAAGUAGGCGAUUCGAAGUUGAACGGAUUUGUCUUGUAUAACCUCAACAACGACACCCUCGUCAGAAACCAACCACCACGGCUCACUGGCCAUGGUGUUUCAGUCAAUGCAAUCGCUGCGCGUCCGAGCGCCGACGAAAUCUACUUCGGAGGACAGUUCCAGACUGCGGGUGCUCUUCCCUGCCCCGGUGUUUGUUUCUGGGACACUUCUAACCAGCAAUGGAAUCGACCUGGUGCAAGCUUGGAUGGAACAGUCCUGGCUCUCGAAUGGCUCAACAGUAAGCAGCUACUGGCGGUUGGCAACUUGAGCAUCAACGGAAACCAGUCUUUGGUCGCAACUUACAAGCCUAAGGGGCAGAGCUGGACUGCCUUCCCGGGUGCAUCUUCGUCUGAGAUUCCCGGAACUGUGACAGCAUUUACUCCAGCCAACAGCGCAGUGUCCAAGUUCUGGCUUGGUGGUACCUACAACAACGGAUCCAAUUACUUGGCCGCCCACGACGGGUCCGGCUUCCAGUUCGUGCGCAACGUAUUCGACAAGGGGACUACCAUCCGUGGUCUCGAGAUACUUCCGCUUUCCAAGAACCACGAUGCUGUUAGCACUCUGAAUAACGAUCAAGCCCUCCUCGUCACCGGCCAUCUGGUAAUCCCGGAUUUCGGCAAUGCCUCGGCUGCCAUCUUUAAUGGAACCGCCGUGAAACCUUUCAUCUUGUCCACCAAGUCCAACGGCGAAGCAGGCAGCAUGUCUCAGGUGUUCUUCGAAAACAAGAACCCGUUCACCAGCGGAGGCAAACACCUCUCCAACGGCAUUGUCGUGCUCAUCUCUUUCUGCCUGGCACUCGGCUGCGUCUUCCUAAUUGUUAUCUGCGGUGUCAUCUUUAACAAAAUCCAGCGCCGUCGCCAGGGCUACAUGCGGGCUCCUCAGGCGGUGGGAACUGAUCGACCGUCCAACAUGCGGAGACUCCCUCCGGAGUAUUUGUUUAACUCGAUCAAGCAGCCCAACCCCGCUGCUCCCACAAUAUGA
This is a messenger RNA of Aspergillus homomorphus CBS 101889, 3642 nucleotides long. RefSeq names its product putative cellular morphogenesis protein (Rax2). The transcript is spliced from 3 exons. Gene Ontology annotation, biological process: positive regulation of establishment of bipolar cell polarity regulating cell shape. The coding region runs from base 1 to 3642 and encodes 1213 amino acids. Gene Ontology annotation, cellular component: plasma membrane of growing cell tip. Lineage: Eukaryota; Fungi; Ascomycota; Eurotiomycetes; Eurotiales; Aspergillaceae. Gene Ontology annotation, molecular function: protein binding. The record is from RefSeq and is a predicted model, not a curated record.